UCCUCCGCACGCGCGCGCGCGCGCCGAAAGCCUCACAUUUUCGCGCCGCCUCUCGAGCCUUAUCCUGCUCCGCACGCACGCACGCGCGCGCGCGCGCGCGACCGUGGCGAGCAUGCGAGCCGCGACCGCGCGCCUCACAUCCGCCUCAUGCAGCUGCCAGUGACGCCGGCGAGCUCCGCCGGCGGAGCAGCCCAUCUCCCAGCGCCCACCACGGCCACCACCACCACCAGCAGCAGCUGCUGCUGCUGCCUUUUGCCCCCGUCGAGGAGGCAGCUGCUCGCGUCCACCGUCAGCUCCGGCCUCCUCCUGCUCCUCGCCGCGCCCCGCGCGUCCGCCGCUGCGAGCAGCAGCAGCAGCAGCGGGGACGACGCCGACGCCUACAACUACGACCCGGUGACGGCGGCGGAGCGGGCGGCGAGCGCGUCGGUGUCGCGGCGCGUGGGGGAGGCGGUGCGGCUGCUCGACCUCGGGCGGGAGCUGCAGGCGCGCGGCGAGUUCCCGGCGGCGCUGGCGUCGUUCACGGCGGUGGUGCGGGAGUACAGGGACCUGGCGCUGUCGGAGUACGCCCGUGUUGGGCGCGCCCUGGUGCUGUACGAGGUCGGCGACCGCGACGAGUCCAUCGCCGAGAUGGAGGACGUCUCGGUGGCGCUGCGCGGCUACCCGGAGAUCCACGCGGCGCUGGCGGCGGCGCUCUACGCCGACAAGCACGCGCCGCUGCUCGCCGAGAACCAGUUCGCCAUCGCCACGCUGCUCGACCCGCACUACACCGACCUCGCCUACGUCCGGGACACCAAGCACUGGCCUCCCAGCCUCGUCGACUCGCUCCAGCACUUCAUCACCCUCUCCUAAUUACUCACCUCUCAUUAAUCACCCUUCAUCAUUUUCUUACUUAAUAAUCACAGUAUAUAUAUUGUGGUUCUGGUUCAUAUAGCAGUUACACUUGCAUGCUGAAAUUGCUGUUCUCCCCAUCGAAUUCCUCAAUUUGGACA
Messenger RNA from Oryza brachyantha (malo sina), 989 nucleotides. RefSeq lists its product as uncharacterized. Gene Ontology annotation, molecular function: protein binding. The record is from RefSeq and is a predicted model, not a curated record. The coding region runs from base 148 to 849 and encodes 233 amino acids. NCBI's taxonomy places the organism in Eukaryota, Viridiplantae, Streptophyta, Magnoliopsida, Poales, Poaceae. The transcript has a single exon.